Molecule: messenger RNA, 2223 nt
Organism: Salmo salar (Atlantic salmon)
Lineage: Eukaryota; Metazoa; Chordata; Actinopteri; Salmoniformes; Salmonidae
Source: RefSeq, a predicted model, not a curated record
AGUGUGGACAGUCGCUUAAAAAAUAGCAGAUAUAGAAAGAAAAUCCGAUGUUUUAGUUGUGUAACUAGGGAGGCUUUUGAAUGGCUACUUCAACACAGCUGUUGCGAAACGAGAUACCGGGCGGAUUCGAUUAUGCUGAGCCGCGGGGCACCGGUUCUAUGGCAGUAAUCUGCACAGCUCGAUCAUGUCCACAAUGCAGCAUUUAGAAUCAUCUAGAAACAUACAUGCCUUUUCCAUGAAAUAUAUGUUAGAAUUUUCGGAAGCCAGAUUAAACGUUUUUUCAAAAGCAAUCACUUUUGCAUGUGAAAAUACAGAAUCGCACUCAUAACUCCACGUGCUAAAUACGUCACUUUUGUUUUGAGCCGAUUUAGUCGUGGGUUUUGAACAGGGCACCUGGCUCAGCCCAGUUCCAAAAGGAAUGCAAUCAACUUUCUCCCGGUGGAAAACACGCUUACCCGGGCCAGAUUAAUCGAAUCGAAUCGAAUCGCCUCAUUGGUCUAGACGUAUGUUCGUUCCAUAGUAGGUCCAUACUAGUUUGAAAGACUUUGGUGCAGCCUACUAACACUAAACUCGUGAGUUGCGUCAACCAGGCUAGCAGUCUUCAUAUAUAAUAGAGGCAACGUUUUGCCAUGCGCUUUGUAUGAAAUGCCGCGGAAAGAACGGUGCAAGAACCGGGAAACAUUUUCCACUAAUCGUCAGUCACCCGUUUUGGACAUUGUCUGACACAUGCCAAUAAUUCUCUAGCUAGGGAGUUGAAAGAAGGUAGUGUGUGUCCAAGCAGGUGUCACUGGGUAGGCUAACACAAGACGACCCAGACGAGCUUUCUCCGGUUUGAUUAACCAACAGGACACUUAGAAACAUGUCGGAGAAUCGCCGGUCGCGAUGGUAUUUCGGUGGACUAUCCUCAAGUGCAGCUGCCUGUAUUACACACCCCUUAGAUCUGAUCAAGGUGCACCUCCAGACACAGCACGAGGUGAGGAUGAGGAUGAUGGGAAUGACUAUGAGUGUGGUGCAAAGAGAAGGUGUUCUGGCUCUCUACAGCGGCCUCAGCGCCUCCCUCUGCAGACAGAUGACAUAUUCUUUGUCCCGCUUCGCCAUCUAUGAGACAGUGAGUGAUCAGAUGAAGGACAGGACCCAUGGUCCUAUGCCCUUCUACCAGAAGGUCCUCCUGGGGUUGGUUGGAGGAUUUGCAGGUGGAUUCAUUGGGACCCCAGCAGACAUGGUUAAUGUGAGAAUGCAGAAUGAUGUUAAAGUACCGCUAGAACUCAGGAGAAAUUAUGCUCAUGCACUAGAUGGACUGUUCCGGGUAUGGAAAGAGGAGGGAAUGAAGAAGCUGUUCUCUGGAGCCACAAUGGCAUCCUCUAGAGGAGCACUGGUCACUGUUGGACAGCUGGCCUGUUAUGAUCAGGCCAAGCAGCUGGUUCUGGGGACUGGAGCCAUGCAAGACAACAUUCUAACACACUUCCUGGCCAGCCUCAUCGCAGGAGGCUGUGCCACUGUCCUGUGCCAACCACUGGAUGUCUUGAAGACCAGGCUGAUGAACUCAAAAGGGGAAUAUGUGGGCCUGCUACACUGUGUGAGAGAUACAGCUAAACUGGGACCCAAUGCCUUUUACAAGGGUCUGGUUCCAGCAGGGAUCCGUCUCAUCCCUCACACUGUUACCUAGUAACUGUCUGAACCAUUCAUCAUAAAUAUACUAACUGUCCUGCUCCUCCUUUAGGGUCUGGUUCCAGCAGGGAUCCGUCUCAUCCCUCACACUGUUACCUAGUAACUGUCUGAACCAUUCAUCAUAAAUAUACUAACUGUCCUGCUCCUCCUUUAGGGUCUGGUUCCAGCAGGGAUCUGACUCAUCCCUCACACUGUUACCUAGUAACUGUCUGAACCAUUCAUCAUAAAUAUACUAACUGUCCUGCUCCUCCUUUAGGGUCUGGUUCCAGCAGGGAUCCGUCUCAUCCCUCACACUGUUACCUAGUAACUGUCUGAACCAUUCAUCAUAAAUAUACUAACUGUCCUGCUCCUCCUUUAGGGUCUGGUUCCAGCAGGGAUCUGUCUCAUCCCUCACACUGUUACCUAGUAACUGUCUGAACCAUUCAUCAUAAAUAUACUAACUGUCCUGCUCCUCCUUUAGGGUCUGGUUCCAGCAGGGAUCUGACUCAUCCCUCACACUGUUACCUAGUAACUGUCUGAACCAUUCAUCAUAAAUAUACUAACUGUCCUGCUCCU